Polistes dominula (European paper wasp) is the source of this 1628-nucleotide messenger RNA. Its product is annotated as sorbitol dehydrogenase. Gene Ontology annotation, biological process: D-sorbitol catabolic process. NCBI's taxonomy places the organism in Eukaryota, Metazoa, Arthropoda, Insecta, Hymenoptera, Vespidae. Gene Ontology annotation, molecular function: L-iditol 2-dehydrogenase (NAD+) activity; zinc ion binding. The record is from RefSeq and is a predicted model, not a curated record.
GACAGAUAGAAGAAAAUGAAAUAAAUUUUCACAUAGACGUGGAAGAUAAUCAAACGCACAGUAGUAUAGUAUGGUGAUAUUUUGGUACUGGUUUAGAACUGAUAUAUAAAGAGCGAUGUUAUCUCAUCCAAAGAGUCAUUCCGUUUGCCGUUACUCGAAGAAGCAUUGAAAGAGAACAGGAGGAGUUAGUUGACUUUUAUUAAAACGGAAUAAACGUUGUUUUAAUUUUGAAAGAAAAUUUCAAUUAAAUCAAAUCAAACUGUUAACAUGGCCAAGGAUAAUCUCACUGCUAUACUUUACGGCAUCAAUGACAUUCGAUUGGAACAAACGCCCAUCGAGGAACCAGGAACAAAUGAGGUAUUAAUAGAAAUGAGUUGUGUUGGAAUUUGUGGGUCAGACGUUCACUACCUUGACAAGGGUAGAAUAGGUGAUUUUAUUUUAACUAAACCAAUGAUCAUUGGUCACGAAUCGUCCGGAAUUGUUGCUAAACUUGGAAAAGAUGUGAAGAAUUUAAAGGUCGGCGAUCGUGUUGCCAUAGAACCUGGUGUGCCUUGUAGAGAAUGUACAUUUUGUAAAACUGGCCGUUACAAUUUAUGUAAAGACGUUGUAUUUUUGGCUACUCCUCCUGUACACGGUAGUUUAAGACGUUUUUACAAACACGCAGCUGACUUUUGUUUCAAAUUGCCUGAUAAUGUAACGUUAGAAGAAGGAGCUCUUAUGGAACCUUUAUCAGUUGGUAUCCACGCAUGUAAACGUGCUGGUAUCAGUAUCGGUUCGAAGGUUUUAAUUUUAGGUGCUGGACCAAUUGGCUUGGUAACGUUAUUAGUUGCUAAAGCUAUGGGUGCUAGUAAAGUUAUUCUUACUGAUAUAAAACAAGAUAAAUUGGAUACAGCAAAGGAACUUGGAGCUGAUGAUACAUAUUUAAUAAGGCAGGGGGUAUCCGAGGCAGAGAAUAUUAAAAAUAUUCGUGAACUAUUUGGCGAUGAUCCCGAUAAGACAGUCGAUGCAUCUGGUGCUCAAUCAUCGAUACGUUUAGCUAUAUUAGUAACUAAAUCUGGUGGUGUAAUCGUUCUGGUUGGUUGUGGUCCUCCUGAAGUACAAGUUCCACUUAUUAGUGCUGUAGUAAGAGAAGUUGAUAUUAGAGGUGUCUUUAGAUAUGCCAAUACUUACAACGACGCAUUAGAGUUAUUGGCUAGCAAGAAAAUAAAUGUUAAACCUCUUAUAACUCAUAAUUUCAAAAUAGAAGAAACUGUUGCGGCGUUUGCAAAAACAAAAUGCGAAAGCGGUGUUAUUAAAGUUAUGAUUCACUGCAAAUAAGGAAGAAUCAUAACUUAAACCUAUUUUAAAUAGAAAGAAGAAAAACAAAAUAGUUAAAAAUAAAUAGGAAAAUAUAUUUUUUUAAUUACAUAUUUUUACACUAAGGCUCGUAGUUUUAAAAAACUGAAGAUGAAUUUUAAAUCAAACAUAUAUAAUGAUAAUAGAACAAAUUUUAAAGUAUACAUUUUAUGUAACUGCAGGUAUAGUAAAUUAAUAAUUGUUGGUUAAUGAUAAAUUCUAAAAAAUUAGGACUUAUAAAAAAAUAGAAAUGCUUUUUAUAUUAUUGACUAUAUACAUCUGUGUGUUUGUAC